CAAGUUGGGCCACGCGUGUCAAAGAAGUUUCAAUGGCGUGGCAGGGGCUGAUGGCCGAGUUCCUGCAGGUGCCCGCGGUAACGCGAGCCUACACCGCGGCCUGCGUCCUUACCACCGCUGCUGUGCAGCUGGAGCUCCUCAGCCCCUUCCAGCUCUAUUUCAACCCACACCUCGUGUUCCGGAAGUUCCAGGUCUGGAGGCUCGUCACCAACUUCCUCUUCUUUGGGCCGCUGGGAUUCAGCUUCUUCUUCAACAUGCUCUUCGUGUUCCGCUACUGCCGCAUGCUGGAGGAGGGCUCCUUCCGUGGCCGCACGGCAGACUUCGUCUUCAUGUUCCUUUUCGGGGGUGUCCUUAUGACCCUGCUGGGGCUCCUGGGCAGCCUGUUCUUCUUGGGCCAGGCACUCACAGUCAUGUUGGUGUAUGUAUGGAGCCGCCGCAACCCCCAAGUGAGAGUCAACUUCUUCGGCCUCCUCACCUUCCAGGCACCAUUCCUGCCCUGGGCGCUUAUGGGUUUCUCUCUGCUGUUGGGCAACUCCAUUCUCGUGGACCUGCUGGGGAUUGCUGUGGGCCACAUUUACUACUUCCUAGAGGACGUCUUCCCCAACCAGCCUGGAGGCAAGAAGCUGCUACUGACCCCCAGUUUCCUGAAGCUGCUACUGGAUGCCCCACAGGAGGACCCCAAUUACCUGCCCCUCCCGGAGGAGGAGCCAGGACCCCUGCAGCAAUGACCCUACCCAGGGCCGGCCUGUUUUCCUGGCCUCUGGCAGGCCUCCAUUCUACCCCUAACUCCCGAUUACAGGAGAGCAACCUGUCCUGGAGACUGGGCUGGUGUCCAGGGCCCACCCAAAUAAACAGAAUGACCUGCUUCUCA
Neogale vison (American mink) is the source of this 871-nucleotide messenger RNA. It is a transcript of the gene DERL3, whose product is annotated as derlin 3. The transcript is spliced from 7 exons. Gene Ontology annotation, cellular component: Hrd1p ubiquitin ligase ERAD-L complex; endoplasmic reticulum membrane. The coding region runs from base 33 to 728 and encodes 231 amino acids. Gene Ontology annotation, molecular function: misfolded protein binding; ubiquitin-specific protease binding. Gene Ontology annotation, biological process: endoplasmic reticulum unfolded protein response. NCBI's taxonomy places the organism in Eukaryota, Metazoa, Chordata, Mammalia, Carnivora, Mustelidae. The record is from RefSeq and is a predicted model, not a curated record.